Molecule: messenger RNA, 2029 nt
Organism: Glycine soja
Lineage: Eukaryota; Viridiplantae; Streptophyta; Magnoliopsida; Fabales; Fabaceae
Exons: 9
Coding region: 241-1776 (511 amino acids)
Source: RefSeq, a predicted model, not a curated record
GACUCAUUCCGUCGUUCGUACGCUUAAAACCUCUAAAAACGACGUUUGGCAUAGCAUCACAUUGCUUUUGCAAGAACACAGUUGCAUCCUUCAUCCAAUUCAAAACGAAAUUGACACAAACUCAACAGAUCGAAAAUCCAUAAUGUUGUUGCGUAAGCAACAAUAAAAAUCUCCCAUUUGUGUUUUCUUCUCUUCACGCACACCAACAAAACCUCUCUCUCAUCGGAAUCUCCAAAAAGAAUGGACAACAAAACGCAGCAGUCCGAGAGUAAGCAAAACGACAACGACGAGGAAGUUGCGCCAAAACGACAAGACCCUAACCCGUCGUCUGGCGGGUGGGGCUUUUCACCGCUCUCGUUUCUCUCCGAUCUUCAGAAGGCCGCCGCUGUUGCAGCCGAAGAGAUCUCUCGCAAUGCUGCUGUAGUUGCAGAGACAGCAUCAAAGAGCAUUGUGGAGUUGCAAAACAAAGAUGAAGAUUCAAAAUCUUCCAAAAAGGUUGAAGGGGCUGAAGGAUCUGCAGAUGAGAAGGAAAGUGACGAUGAGGGUUCCAAACUGCGAAAAUCUGCUCUCGAAAGAUUGGAGAAAGCUAGUGAAGAGUCACUGCUUAGCCAGGGUUUGAAGGUUUUUGAUAACUCUGUGGAGACUUUUGCUUCUGGGGCAUGGAGUGCUUUAGGGAAUGCAUGGAGAGGGGGCACUGAUUUUGUUCAGCGGCUCGAGAAUUCUGCAACAAAUCUUUCAGGAUCUCCGAAGCAUGACGGGCCAGGAGCUGCAGGUGCUAAUGCAUCUUCUCUAUUAGAGACAGGAAAAGCUUUUACUGCAAAGGGAAUGCAAGUUCUUGAAUAUGUUGGUAAGGAGACAAUGGACUUAUUAAUCAGUGAAACUGGAAUUGAGGUUGAGAAGGAUAAAAAAGAAGGUGAAGAACAAAAUGAUGAGGAUCAAUUAUUAGAGGAAGUGACUUUUGAUCGAUGCUUUUACAUUUAUGGAGGUCCAGAACAAUUGGAGGAACUGGAGGCUUUGUCUAGUCAUUAUGCCUUGUUAUUUAACCGAAGAAAAGCAAAGUUAUCAGCUGAGCAGAAGUCUGUAUAUGAUGGGAAGCUUAAAGAGGUCCAACAAAUAUUUAAUUUGAAUACUGAAAUUGAUAGAAGCAAUGCUGAUUCAAACAAAGGAAAGACAAUAAAGAAAGGAAAUGAGGGAAGCAGUGAUGAGAUGAAGAAUUUACACGAUUCUAGUGUUGGCAAGGCUGCUGAAAUGGCUGGAGGUUUUGCUAACGCCUUGGCUGGACUAGCUGCUAAUGAUAUACUUCAGAGAACUAAUGCAAGAUUGGAAUCUCUUCAUUCUGAGGGAGUUCACAGACUAUCUGAAAUGUGCUGUUUUGCCGUGUCUCAACUUCUGGUGUUGGGAAAAUCCAUCAUUUCUCGUGCCAACAACACUGAGGAUGAAGCUGAUGAUGAUAAGGCAAACGUUGAGUGGCCCGAAGAUGUUUCCGCAAAAGCUAAUAUCAUAAGAAUAAAUGCCCAAACCAUGAUUGGAUAUGUGAAAGCAGUUUCCCACAGUUUCAUUACAGGCAUAUCUGAUGUAACUGAGGCCUAUCAAGCUGCCAUUAAAGCUGUUACUUCUGAGUCUCUUUCAGUUGUUACCCAGAAAUCAGUUCAGGAAAAAGCCAGUGCCUUCUCUGAGCACCUUCGAGCGGAUCAAACCACAGCAGCUUGCAAAAUCCAGGACGGGAUGCAAUUUUUAGCUCACGUUCUCAUUUCAACCUCUAUGAAUGCUGCUUGAACACCAAUGUUCCUAUUUGUAAAUAGUCAGUUUAAUUAGAAAAGUGAUACCACUCAACUAUGCUUAGUUUAUUUCGACCGUGCAGUGAUGAUUGAAUGUUACUCGGUCUUAGUAGUGUCUGAACUGGGGCAAAUUUGUCCUGUUAAAUUAAUUCAUGCAGCUUGUUUUAUUCUUUAAUUCCUCAAACUGUAGAAACUGUCACAUUUUCUUCAAAUCAAAUAUCACUUCACAUAAUCUAUAUGGACUUUUCUCA